AUGGAGUACCAGCACCACCAACCUGAGCGUUCAGCGUCUCCUGUAUCACCAAUAGUCCCAUCACACUCGGAACGCGAUAUACCUCAACUCCAAACCGAACAAGACACGUUCAGAUCAGGGAACCACGAACCAAUCCCUCAACUAGAACCACCCGCACAAACCAGCUUCAGACCAGCCGCGUACUCUGCAAUCCCCAGCACCCCGCCCCCAGCCUAUCUCCCAGGCCCACCCGCCUACACUCCCAGCACGACCUCCUCGUCCCCCGACCCCGAAAAAGCCACCACUGCCACACCACCCUCAGCCUCCCGUAAACGCACCCUCUUCGGCAUCGCCGCCUUCCUCCUCCUCCUCACCAUCUGCAUCAUCGUCGGCGUCACCGUCGGCCGCGCCACCAAAUCGCACAAACACCACGUCAACACCUCCGCUACCUCUACCCUAAACAUGCCCUCCCCCAGCACCCCUAGUACCUCUCCGUCCUCAAAACCCGUCACCUCCGGCACCGUCGGCAUCGCCGCAAACGACUGCACGACGCACUCCCGCGCGUACACCGUCGACGCGCGCAACACCACCGCAACAUUCACGUCCAACUGCGCCGCCGACAUCCCCGCCGACGUCGUCGUGGAGGUUGGGACUCGGCCUGUGAAAGACCUCCGCGUGACGACGGCGUAUACGUUCGAGGAGUGUAUGAGCGCGUGCGCGGAGAGGAACGCGGGGGCGCAGGACGGCGGCGGGAUUCUGUGUGUGGCUGUGAGCUACAAUGCGAAUCUGACCGAGGCGUUUGGCGGAGGGGGAGAGGGGAAUUGCUUUUUGAAGGAUAGUUUGCCGAAGACUAUGAGCCCGACCGGGGGUUUGAGGGCGAGUGCGAGAUUAGAGAUGGGUGGGGUGGCGGAGCAAGGGGAGCCGGGGGUUGAUGUUGAUGGGUAG
This is a messenger RNA of Mytilinidion resinicola, 924 nucleotides long. RefSeq lists its product as uncharacterized. The coding region runs from base 1 to 924 and encodes 307 amino acids. The record is from RefSeq and is a predicted model, not a curated record. The transcript has a single exon. Lineage: Eukaryota; Fungi; Ascomycota; Dothideomycetes; Mytilinidiales; Mytilinidiaceae.